GAUUGGUCGCUGCUGAUGCCUUUCCGAUGCCCGGUGCUCGCUUCCUGAGGCGGCGGCUCUCUCUCGCCCUGUCCGCGACACAGCCAGUGACUCGCGUCUGCUCUCGCUUGUCGUUGCCCGGCGCUGAGCUCCAGCCCGCGGCCGCCUGCCCAGGAGCAAGAUGACCCCGACGCAAUGGGACUUCCCGGUGGAGUUGUGCUGCCGGCCUAUGGCCUUUGUCACCCUCACCGGCUUGGACGUGGUGUACAACGCCGUGCACCGGGCCGUGUGGGAUGCCUUCUGCGCCAACCGGCGGGCCGACCGCGUCCCCAUCUCCUUCAAAGUGCUCCCCGGCGACCACGAGUACCCCAAGUGCAGGACGAAGAGGACAUCCUAUGAAUGGUAUAUUCCAAAAGGAAUCCUGAAGACUGGUUGGAUGAACAAACACCUGAAUUUGGUUCCAGCACUCGUGGUGGUGUUCUAUGAACUAGACUGGGAUGAGCCACAGUGGAAAGAAAAACAGUCAGAAUGUGCUACUCGAGUUGAAAUUGUCAGGCAAAGCUUACAGGGAAGAAAUACAAAAGUUGCUGUGGUUUUGAUUCAGAAAAAAACACCGUUACCUCCAGGGGAAGAUGUUAUUGCAUCAGAGAGGGCAGCAGCUUUAUGUAACGCUUGUGAUCUUUCCGGAAAGUCCCUUUUUGUACUUCCACACACUGAUCAUCUUGUUGGUUACAUUAUAAGGUUGGAAAAUGCUUUCUAUGAGCAUGCACAGACUUACUAUUAUACAGAAAUACGAAGAGUUAAAUCUCAUAAGGAGUUCUUGAACAAAACCACUCAUCAGCUUUUGUUUGUUAGACACCAGUUCAAAAUAGCAUUCUUCAGUGAGCUGAAACAGGAUACACAGAAUGCUCUCAAAAACUACAGAACUGCCUAUAAUCUUGUGCAUGAAUUGAGGGCUCAUGAGACAAACAUACUGGAAAUCAAGACCAUGGCAGGAUUUAUAAACUAUAAGAUCUGUCGCCUCUGCUUCCAGCAUAAUACUCCACUGGAUGCAAUUGCUCAGUUCAGGAAACAUAUUGACUUGUGCAAGAAAAAAAUAGGAAGUGCAGAACUGGCUUUUGAGCAUGCUGCCUGGAUGUCUAAACAAUUUCAGGCUUUUGGUGACUUGUUUGAUGAAGCAAUUAAGCUGGGAUUGACAGCGAUUCAAACUCAGAAUCCAGGUUUCUAUUACCAGCAGGCAGCCUAUUAUGCACAGGAACGGAAACAGCUAGCAAGUAUGCUUUGUAACCAUGAUUCCUCUGUGGUAUAUCCCAAUCCUGAUCCUCUGGAAACGCAAACUGGAGUGCUUGACUUCUAUGGGCAAAGACCAUGGCGGCAGGGAAUACUAAGCUUUGAUCUUUCUGAUCCUGAAAAGGAGAAGAUGGGGAUUUUAUCCCUACAAUUGAAAGAGAAAAAUGUCCUGCACUCGGAGCUGAUUAUCACUUUGCUGAGUAAUGCUGUUGCACAGUUCAAGAAAUACAAAUGUCCAAGAAUGAAAAGUCAUUUGAUGGUUCAAAUGGGAGAAGAAUAUUACUAUGCUCAAGAUUAUGCCAAAGCCUUGAAGCUCUUGGAUUAUGUUAUGUGUGAAUACCGCAGUGAGGGAUGGUGGACCCUUCUCACUUCCAUAUUGACAACAGCUCUCAAGUGUUCGUACCUAAUGGCCCAGCUAAGAGAUUAUAUAACAUACUCCUUAGAGCUACUGGGCAGAGCAUCUACUCUUAAAGAAGAUCAGAAGUCUCAAAUAGAAAAAAAUUUAAUAAAAGUUCUAAUGAAUGAAAGCCCUGAUCCUGAACCCGAUUGCGAUGCUGCUGCUGUGAAAGCAUCACAAAAACUAUGGGCUGACCGUGUUUCCUUGGCAGGCAGUAAUGUUUUCACAAUAGAAGUCCAAGAUUUUAUACCAUUUGUGCAGUGCAAAGCAAGAUUCCUUGCUCCGAGCUUUCAUGUUGAUGUCCCUGUGCAGUUUGAUGUGCACUUGAGAGCUGAUUGUCCACAUCCUAUCAGAUUUUCUAAGCUUUGCAUCAGUUUCAAUAAUCAGGAUUACAACCAGUAUUGUGUGGUGGAAGAAGCCUAUCAAAAGAGUGAUAUUCUAGAGCAGUCGUCACAAGGGACAAUGUGCUUAGUCCCUGGCAAAACAAGAAAGUUCACUUUCAAAUUUGUUGCAAAAACUGAAGAUGUAGGGAAGAAGAUCGAGAUCACCUCUGUGGAUCUGAUCCUGGGAAGUGAGUCUGGCCGAUGCGUGAUUCUGAACUGGCGUGGAGGAGGUGGAGAUGCUGCUUCAUCUCAAGAAGCAUUGCAGGCAGCACGCUCCUUCAGGCGAAGACCUAAACUUCCAGAUAAUGAAGUGCACUGGGACAGUUUGGCUAUUCAGGCAAGCACUAUGAUUAUUUCUAGAGUGCCAAAUAUUUCUGUUCAACUCCAUCAUGAACCUCCUGCCCUGACUAAUGAAAUGUAUUGUUUGGUUGUGACAGUCCAGUCACAUGAGGAGACAGUGGCCAAAGAUGUUAAGCUUACAGCUGGUUUAAAGCCAGGGCAAGAUGCCAACCUGACUCAGAAAACUCAGGUGACUCUUCAUGCGACAGAUGUGUGUGAUGACUCCUUUCCUGCACUGCUUCCUGACAUCCCUGUAGGAGACUUGCAGCCAGGGGAAAAGCUGGAAAAAACAAUCUAUAUUCGUUGUGGAACAGUUGGUGCAAGAAUGUUUCUGGUUUAUGUUUCUUACCUAAUCAACACUAUCGUUGAAGGGAAAGAAAUCCUCUGCAAGUGUCACAGGGAUGAAACUGUAACCAUCGAAACAGUAUUUCCUUUUGAUGUUGCUGUCAAAUUUGUCUCCACAAAGCUGGAGCACUUGGACAGAGUGUUUGCAGAUAUACCUUUUUUGCUGAUGACAGACAUCCUGAGUGCCUCUCCUUGGCCUCUUACUAUUGUAACAAGCCAGCUAGAGUUGUCAGCUUCCAUGACUGCAGUAGAUCAAUUGGAAUCUUAUGUGGAGAAUGUUGUUUUACAGACAGGUGAGAGUGCCAGUGAGUGCUUUUGUCUUCGAUGUCCUUCAGUUACUAAUGUUAGUGGAGUGGCAACUGGAUCUUAUGUCAUUUCCUGGAAGAGAAGUUCAGCUGUGGAAAGUGUACCUGUUGUUAGUACAGUCAUCACUCUACCACAUGUGAUUGUAGAGAGCAUUCCCCUCCAUGUUAAUGCAGAUCUGCCAUCAUUUGGUCGAGUCCGAGAAUCCCUACCUGUCAGAUAUCAUCUGCAAAAUAAGACCAACUUAGUCCAGGAUGUGGAAGUGUCAGUGGAACCCAGUGAUGCUUUCAUGUUCUCUGGCCUUAAGCAGAUCCGAUUAAGAAUCCUUCCUGGCACACAGCAGGAAAUGUUGUAUAACUUCUAUCCUCUGAUGGCUGGGUAUCAGCAGUUACCAUCUCUUCAUGUGAACUUGCUGCGAUUCCCAAACUUCACUAAUCAAUUGCUCAGACGGUUCAUACCAACACACAUUUUUGUGAAGCCUCAAGGUCGUCAAGCAGAUAACUCGAUUGCAGCUGCGUAACUUUGAGACCUGUACCUUUGCACUCAAGGAAAAUAGAAUGUUGCACAGAACAUGUAAAACUCACUUUGGAAACAUGGCUUCAAUCAAACCAUAAGAAUUAAAUGUUAUUUUUAAAUCGCAACUCUUAGCAGAACUAAUGUGUUGGGU
Molecule: messenger RNA, 3703 nt
Organism: Dryobates pubescens (Downy woodpecker)
Lineage: Eukaryota; Metazoa; Chordata; Aves; Piciformes; Picidae
Gene: TRAPPC11
Product: trafficking protein particle complex subunit 11
Exons: 30
Coding region: 161-3556 (1131 amino acids)
Source: RefSeq, a predicted model, not a curated record